Molecule: messenger RNA, 1940 nt
Organism: Leopardus geoffroyi (Geoffroy's cat)
Lineage: Eukaryota; Metazoa; Chordata; Mammalia; Carnivora; Felidae
Gene: RASL10A
Product: RAS like family 10 member A
Exons: 4
Coding region: 920-1567 (215 amino acids)
Molecular function (GO): GTPase activity; GTP binding
Source: RefSeq, a predicted model, not a curated record
GAUAAGCAGAAUAAGGCUGUAGAUUCAGUGAUCACUAAGCAACAGCUUAGUAAAGGGCCCCGCACAUAGUAGGUUCUCAAGAAAGAUGUUUGCCUGUGAUGAAUAUGGAGCAGAGAGCCAGCGCAGUGCGCUGACUUGCCCAAGGUCACGCAGCUGGGGCCAGAUCCGACCCCUGGAGGCCUGACUCCAGCGGCUGGGUUUGUCUGGAGCCAGCUUGGGGGAGCGGUGCUUGGAGGAGCGGACGCGGACGUGGGCGGGAAGGGACUUCUAUUUUGGAGCUGGUAAGAGGAGCGCGGGACGCGGAGGGGGCUGGGUCCCUCCCCGGGCUCCCUGCGCCCCAGUCACCUUCCCGCGACCCUUCCCGGGAGGGGCGUCCCGGGUGGGUAGAGGGGGAGGUAGGAGGGGCGGGCAGACGGUUACCUCAUCUCCGCCUCCGGGAGGCUCCGCGCGCCCGCUCGCUCGCGCCGCUGGCUGGGGAGGCGAUUCAGGGCGCCGGAGCGACAGAAGGACGGAGGGACGGAGGCUCCGAGAGGCAGCGCUGUCCUCGCGCCCCGCUCCGCUGCAGGACCCGCUGCAGGACCCGCCAGGAGGUCGGACCUCGGUGCUCCGACUGCGGGCGGAGCCCCCAGUCUCUCUGCGGAUCGGAGGCGGCGGUGUCUGCGCGGCGCACGGCGGGGUCUGUUCUCUCCCGAGCUCCGGCACCUGCCGGAGCUGCUCGUGCGUCCUCCGUCGGCCUGCUCGACUAUCUGCCCUCCCGCCGCCUGCUCCGUCCUCUGGCCUGGACUCUCCGGGUCCCGGGUGUUCCGGGGGGCGAUGAGGAGCGUGGGGUCGGGGCGCACGGGGCUGGGCACGCGGAGCGCACGGCGCGGCGCUGGCCCAUGAGGCUUUCCAGCGCAGGGCGCGGCAGCGCGCGCGGGCCAUGGGGGGCAGCCUGCGGGUGGCCGUGCUGGGCGCCCCUGGGGUGGGCAAGACGGCCAUCAUCCGCCAGUUCCUGUUCGGUGACUACCCGGAGCGCCACCGGCCCACGGACGGGCCACGCCUCUACCGGCCCGCGGUGCUGCUCGACGGCGCGGUCUACGACCUGAGCAUCCGGGACGGCGACGGCGCUCCCCCGAGUCAGAACCCCGGGGGUCCAGAGUUGCCCAAGAUCAGGCCAGGGGAUUUUGAAACACACGAGUGGCCGGACCCCAAGGACUGGAGCUUGCAGGACACGGACGCCUUCGUGCUGGUCUACGACAUCUGCAGCCCGGACAGUUUCGACUACGUGAAGGCGCUGCGGCAGCGCAUCUCAGAGACCAGGCCGGCGGGCGCACCCGAGGCGCCCAUCCUCGUAGUAGGCAACAAGCGGGACCGGCAGCGGCUGCGUUUCGGGCCCCGGCGCGCGCUGGCCGCCCUGGUGCGCAGGGGCUGGCGCUGCGGCUACCUCGAGUGUUCCGCCAAGUACAACUGGCACGUGCUCCGUCUCUUCCGCGAACUGCUGCGUUGCGCUUUGGUACGCGCGCGUCCCGCGCACCCGGCCUUGCGCCUGCAGGGGGCGCUGCACCCGGCGCGCUGCAGCCUCAUGUGACCGAAUUGGACGACAACGCCGAUGGUGGGGGGAGGGUCCCAGUUUGAUGAACAACCGGGUACCUGGAUUGGACGCAGUUGUCCAACUUCUCUCGGAUUGGACUAGGCAAAGUCUCCUCCUUGACUGGAUUUGGAAACCUCCCACCCAGUCUUCUGGGCGACAGGACUCUUUGUGCCUCAUUGGACCCAACCAGGCCCCAAGCUACAUUGGGCAAGAUAAGUCCUUUCUGGGACCUCAUUGGGUUACAAUCCCACUGGAUGAAAGGGACUUGCUAUGAACCUGAUUGGAAGUUCUCAGGUAGCUUCUGGGGUUUCAGUGGACAAUCUUAAAUCACACCUCUCAGGAGGUAAUAAAGGGGGAACCAAUGCAAGCA